AUGUCGCCGGUAUCUAGUGUCACGAUCCUAUAUGGCAGUGAGACGGGCAAUGCCCAGGACUACGCGUACUAUCUUGCACGCAGACUCAGCUACUUCUCGCUAAAUCCAACGGUGUCGUCCUUAAAUGACUACCCGUUGAAGAAUUUGGUCACAGAAACGCGCUUCUUGAUCGUGGUGUGUUCCACCACAGGCCAGGGCGAGGUGCCCAGAAACGGCAAGAAGUUCUUGAAGUUCUUGCUCAAGAAAAAGCUCCCGCACGAUCUCUUGAACCACGUGAGCAUGACGUCCUUCGGCGUGGGCGACUCGCUGUACCCGAAAUUCAACCACGCCAUCAAAAAACUACACACUCGCUUGCUUCAACUUGGCUGUUCGGAACUCUGUCCCAGAUGCGAAAGUGACGAGAUGUCGCCGGAGGGCGUUGACGGUUUUUACAGUGAGUGGGUCGCCACGUUGAUCCCGGCGCUUUGCCGCCAUUUCCCGGACCUAGCACAGAUUGAUGACCAUACCCUUCUUCCGCCCACUAUGCCCGUCGAGGUGAGUGCCGGAAAACCCGCCGUGAUCUCGGAAACUACCAAUCUCAGUUUGACGCGCACGUCCCCCGAGUUGAAGAUCGGCACGCUUGUCAGCAACCGCCGUGUGACCGCCCCGGGCCAUUUCCAGGACGUCAGGCACUUGGUCAUUGAGUGCGAUACGGCGGAUUUGACCUAUGUGCCUGGCGACACUUUGGCAUUGUACCCGCAAAACGACACGCGCAGCGUUCAGCUCCUUCUCGAGCUGCAACCGCAUUGGCUUGAAAUUGCAGAUAAGCCGCUCCACAUUGCCAAGCCCCCGGCACUUGAAGGCGGCUUGAUCGGCCUCGAGCACCUCACUUUGCGCUCGCUCAUCACAUACCACUUAGACAUUCUGUCGAUUCCUCGCCGCUCCUUCUUUGCCGUGCUCUUUCAUUUCGUAGACGGCCUGACAGAAAUGGGCCAGCGAGAGAGAGAAAAGCUCGAGGAGUUCACAAAAUUAGACGAGAGCGAGGAGCUCUACAACUACGCGAAUCGGCCCAGACGGCUGAUCUUGGAAACCAUCCAGGAGUUCCAGGACAACUUGAAGAUUCCGGUCGAGUACGUGCUCGAUCUAUUCCCAUUGAUCAAAGUCCGCCUUUUCCUGAUUGCCUCGCGGCCGUCGCCCAAACUGGUCGAGUUGAUCAUAGGAAUUGUCGAGUAUCGAACCAUGCUCAGACGUAUCCGCAAAGGGCUAUGCACUAAAUGGAUCAAGGGAGCCGACGUGGGGGAGAAACUCGUGUUUUCGAUCCACAAGUCGAACCUCAAGUUCCAAACACCCGAAGACUUCCUGCCUCCUGUGUUGAUGGUGGCCCCUGGUACGGGCAUUGCCCCCAUGAAACUGUUGAUCGAACAUACUGCGGGACAACAAGAUUUACAUCUUUUCUACGGAUUCAGAGACUCCACCAAAGACUGCUUGUUUUCCGAAACAUGGGCUGAAUUGGAGAAAAAGGGUCAAUUAUCCCUCUACUAUGCGAUUUCAAGAGAGGCAGGUUUUCCACACAAGUAUGUGCAAGAUCGCUUGUUCGCAGAAAAAGAUACCGUUUCACGCCUUCUCCUAAAAGAAAACGCCAUAUUCUUCCUCUGCGGAUCCAGCGGGAAAAUGCCCACCCAAGUGCGUUUGACCUUAGUGGAGAUACUUCGUCCCCACGUGGAAAACCCAGAGCAGUUCUUGAUUGAUAUGGAGAAUGAAGGCAGAUACAUCCAGGAGACGUGGUGA
Metschnikowia bicuspidata var. bicuspidata NRRL YB-4993 is the source of this 1767-nucleotide messenger RNA. RefSeq names its product NAPDH-dependent diflavin reductase. Gene Ontology annotation, cellular component: cytosol. The record is from RefSeq and is a predicted model, not a curated record. The coding region runs from base 1 to 1767 and encodes 588 amino acids. Lineage: Eukaryota; Fungi; Ascomycota; Pichiomycetes; Serinales; Metschnikowiaceae. Gene Ontology annotation, molecular function: FMN binding; NADPH-hemoprotein reductase activity; flavin adenine dinucleotide binding. The transcript has a single exon.